GUCGAAGAAGUGCCGCCGACCAGAUCACGGUAGAUCAUCCGUCUGUACCGAGCGAGGGGAACAGAGAUAUACGUAUAUAGCUCACGGCGAAUCGCCGCGAGUACGGGAGAGUUGACACCUCCGCGAGAGCAUGGAUCCACGGCUACACCGCCAGUCGUCGUCGUCGUCCCCGAGUCGCCAAGAAUUCGUGCUGUCGUUCCGGCGUCGUCAGUAAACACCGACGGAUAUACAGAGUUGGGACUAACCAUGUCCACUAAGAGGCAUCGCGGGCAAAAGUUAAGCAUAGAUAAUAAAAAAGUAUAUGAAGGUCGUAAUAGAUAGAAUGAACGCGUCUCGGCAACACGAAGCGCGUUGCUUCAAUGAAAACUCUCCCAGGCCACCAGUGCCAGGAGAGGAAACUGGAAGCUAUGUCAGCCGGAUCCGUCCACAAAGUCCCGCUCUGACGCCAAGACGCUCUUCCUUUGCGACAUCGCAAACCUCCGGUGGUGGUUGCGAUGUUGCGGCGCCGUUGGGAUUCGAACCGGAGGGUUGUUGCGGAACCACUACCAUGGAGAGCAAUUCGCCCCCUGCUUAUGCACGGUGGGCGAGAAAUCUGCACUCCUUGUUAGAGGAUCCGGUGGGUUUAGAGCUGUUCAAGAGGUACCUAAGUCAGGAGGGGCAUUUGGAUCCGCUUAAUUUCUGGUUCGCCUGCGAGGGCCUUAAAGAACAGAAAGACAUAGAGAAGAUCUCGCAAUUGGUGAAGCUCAUCUAUCGAAGGUUUUUUCUCAAGUCGCAGCUAAGCAUACCAGAAGAUGUAAUGAAAGAGGCAGAUCGACGGGUUAAGGAGGGUCGCACCGAUCAUAAAGUGUUCGACAUAGUACAAUUAGAGGUCGAGCGGCUGAUUAACGAAACGACUUACCCCAAUUUUCUUCAAUCUGAUGUGUACCUGCAGUACAUUCAGUCCUACCAAAUUCCUGAUUCCGGCGAUUGCCCGAGCUCGAGUUCAGGUAGUCGCGAGAUGUCGCUCUCCUGCGGACCGAGUCUGCUGCCCACCGUGCAUGAAGACAGCGAGUACGUCGGCACCAGUUGUGUACACAUGCACAAUUCGCACUCGACCGGCGAGACACCCGGAGAACUGAGAUUGACCAAAGAUAUGCUAAUGGUUACCCAACAGAGUAGAGCGAUGGAUCUACGACCGAGGCCAGAAGCGUACGCCGGCAUUUACUUGCAACAUGGGACUAGUCCGUAUCACAUGCACGUAUCCAGAUUGCACGCACUAUAUUCCUCCUACAACCCAGUAUCCAGACAGGAUUCCGAGCUUCAGAGUUUGAGCAGUGAUGCACGUACCGAGGUGGACAAUGUGUCCCUCAACGACGGAUCUAUCGAUGGGACGAGCAGCAGACAAAGAAGCAAGAAGCAAUACACCAAGCAAUCUAGUAGGGCAAUUAAAGAAUCCGCGAAUAUAAAUCGCGAGCCCAUGGCACAUCAUGUUGUCCCACGAACCCAACGUAUGGCGUCUCCGAAACAGAUGUCGGAGGAGCAAUUCGCGGAAAUGCUCACGCACAAGUUGGAGAUCCUGAUGCGAGAGCAGAAGGCCCAUGAGAAACUGGAGAAAUAUCUGUAUCAAGAAAAUGACGCGUCGACCGGUAACGAUGCGUUGGUAGAACCUUGUGGAGCUUCCAAGACUCUGGGCGAUGCGCUGAAGGAAAAAUUAUCCAUGGAAGAGGACAGCGAUCAAGCUAUUCUUGACGAGCAUGUGUCACGCGUUUGGUCAGAUCAGACACCUUCGAGAUCUCCCAGACUUUCACCCGAGAGAAGGCGUCCCACCCACAAUUAUCCACGGCCUUACAAGCAGAGGAAAGAGAAAGAUAUGGAUUCCACAUUCUCGGUGGACAGUGGUAAUAUUCACGACUUCCAAGAGGGUAGCGACCUUGUUGGAGCUGGCUCUAUGAGUUCACUGGGCUCACAUCUUCCCAAAUCUAAAUCUGUGCCAUCAGAUUACGCUGAUUUCCUUCACAAGCAGGAUCUACAUGGUCAAGGUCACGACCAAAGAUUCCGAAGGUCGGACAUAACGAGACGAUCAGCUACGAAAAAAUCAAUGACGGAGCUAACAGAUAGUGGAGUAAGUGUAGUCAGUGACGUGCAACCUUCCUUAAACAAAGAUGUUCGUCUUAUGCCUCGGUUUAAAGAAAUGGACAAGAAGAUUGAUUUGAAGCAUAGUAGUCGUCAUGGUAAGAGAUACGGCUCGCGUAGCGGGUCUUUGGAAAGGCCAAACAGAGAAACAUGGAGCAUGGGAGUUCCUGCUCAGCCGUUUGUUGCUGAUCCGGGAAUGCCACCUCUGACACCACCUCACACGGUUAUACAAUUAGAGGAGACUUGUAGAAGACUAAUGGAAGAAAAUAAGAUACGCGCUAGUUGCAAGCGACACCUCAACGUUUCGAAACAGACGUACGAGUCGCAGUUCACGUCGCAGUGUCAACCGUAUGUCCAAUCCAACCAGUCUACUUUGAGGAAACCGAAGCAGGACGACUUCACCACUGUUGUGUUCAGUUUCUGUGACGAGCAAUUCCCUUACAGGACCAAAAUUCCUGGUCACAACGUCACGUUAAAACAGUUCAAGGAAUACCUUCCGAAAAAAGGGAGCUAUCGAUACUUUUUCAAAACCGAAUGCGAAGACUUAGAUACGAAAGUUAUACAAGAGGAGAUAACGGAUGAUGCUGAGGUUCUGCCACUGUGGGAAGGCAAAGUGAUGGCGCAAGUUAAGGCGCUUGAAUAAUAGACUGAAUAAAAAAAAAUAAAACGAAACGAAGCGCAAAAUGCGCAUAUUCUGACCAAGUGCCGCAAUAAAUAUUAUUUAAGUAAUCCGCCACUAAGUCGGUGCUCGGUAUUUAUACAUAUAUACAUAUUAACGCUUGUCACGCGGCCUCUUUCUCAUAAUUGCCUAAGAAAAGUAGUUUUUAUCGAUGAAAAAGAUAAAAUAUCGAGUCGAGCAAUAUUGUUUCGCACGUGUGAACGUUGCGGAAAAAUAAGAAAACGGCCUCACAACAAGUUCUGU
This is a messenger RNA of Cyphomyrmex costatus, 3034 nucleotides long. It is a transcript of the gene Axn, whose product is annotated as protein axin. The coding region runs from base 302 to 2755 and encodes 817 amino acids. The record is from RefSeq and is a predicted model, not a curated record. Lineage: Eukaryota; Metazoa; Arthropoda; Insecta; Hymenoptera; Formicidae. The transcript is spliced from 9 exons. Gene Ontology annotation, biological process: positive regulation of protein kinase activity; positive regulation of proteasomal ubiquitin-dependent protein catabolic process; cell development. Gene Ontology annotation, molecular function: beta-catenin binding; molecular adaptor activity; protein kinase binding. Gene Ontology annotation, cellular component: plasma membrane; nucleus; beta-catenin destruction complex.